Molecule: messenger RNA, 2116 nt
Organism: Polyodon spathula (Mississippi paddlefish)
Lineage: Eukaryota; Metazoa; Chordata; Actinopteri; Acipenseriformes; Polyodontidae
Exons: 10
Coding region: 218-2089 (623 amino acids)
Cellular component (GO): nucleus
Source: RefSeq, a predicted model, not a curated record
CUUAAGAGUACUACAACUCCCAGAACACCCCCCGCCCCUUUGCCUUGUCACAUGGCCAGGCGCCGACCAACCCCGUGCCUCGUUACAGCCGCAACGCCGACCGCAGUUUGUAAGAGGGAAUGGCGACGAACCCGAGGCGGCGGCGUCGUCGGAGUCUGAGGCAAAGCCAGCCAAACAGAGACGGGAGCGGAAGGGGUUAAACUUCCAGGGGUACACGAUGGAGGGCAGCCCUGAGACAGCAGCAGUGACCCCGACGACAGCACCCAGCACCCCCUCCUUGAGCCCGCGUGAUCGCACCAAGACCCCCCCCUUUUUGUCGAACCUGGGCAAGCCCACCCUGCGCGGGAUCCGGAAGUGCCCCCAGUGUGGCGUUUACAACGGGACACGAGGGCUGAGCUGCAAGAACCAGAGGUGCGGGGCGGUGUUCCGCGAUGGGGCCGGGCGCGGCAGCAGCAACCGGCGCCAACAGCAGCAGCAGCAGCAGCCCCAGCCGAGCGCGGAGGCCGUGAGGGUGGUGACCGGCUCGGACCCGAGCUCCUCCUCCUCGCCGCGCCUCUACUCUGUGCGCCAGCGGGACCGCGGCCCCGACUACAGGGGCUUCGUGGAGCUGGGGGUGGAUGAGGCUGAGAUCCGGACCCCCGGAGGAGGGGCCCUGCUCACUCAGGUCAGCUCUGGCCGCUGCUACGUCCCCGCCUGCUGCCAGACAGCCACCCCCAGUGCGGAGCCGGAGAGCCCCUGCCUCCACGUGAAGCUGGCCACGGAAUGCCGGCUAGAAGCCUCGCCGCUGACGCUCAAGAGCUCCGUGCUGGGCUCCCUCCAGGCGUCCCAGGAGGCGAAGCAGGCGAUCUGGCAGCUGGCCACGGAGUCGUCCGGCCCCCUGGUGCAGAGGAUCACCAGGAGCAUCAUGGUGGUGAAGUGCAAGGCCAGCGAGCGGCAUCCGCUGGGCUACCUGCACGCCUCCUUUAUCGAGCGUGGGAAGGGCCGGGGGGGGCCGCAGGGGCCCACGGGGAUGAGAUUCCAGUGCUCCUGCCAGCAGGCUGCGCGCGGGGGGGCGGCUGGUCCGAGGAGAGGGGAGGAGGGAGGAGGAGCGGCAGGGAGGAGGUGCGUCCACUUCUACGCCUGCCUGUGCGCCUUCGCCAGCGACCCCAAGCUGCAGCAGGAGUUCAGCGGGUUUAUUAACGGCGACCCUGACGGUCUGACGAUAAACCCAGAGUCUCUGCUGCUCUACCGCUCUGCUGCCUCCCCUCACUGUGAGCCCAGCAUACCAGCAGAAUCCAAGAAGGUCAAGGGAGAGGGCACCACAGCAGUGAGCGUCCCUCCGGUCACAGUGAGAGAUGGGAGGAGCGCUGGGAGCACGAGGAGGCCUGCAGCCAGGAAACAGGUCGUUUCCUCCGCGCUCAAACGGGCAGGAAGUAAUCUGCCGGUAGACGAAGCCCAUGUGACCCUGCCUUUCCACCAAUGGCUGGCCAGCGUGACGGAGCGAAUCCACCAGACCAUGCACUUCCAGUUCGAUGGCAAGCCGGAGCCCCUGGUGUUCCACAUCCCACAGAGUUUCUUCGAAGCGCUGCAGCAGAGGAUUUCUGCAGGAAACAAAAAGAGACUCCCCAACUCCACCACAGCAUUCGUCAGGAGGGAUGCCCUUCCCCUGGGAAGCUUCUCCAAGUACAGCUGGCAUGUCCACAACAUCCUGCAAGUGAAGCAGAUCUUUGACACACCAGAGGUGCCGCUGGAGGUGACUCAGAGCUUCGUGAAGAAUGGCGAUGGUUCCUUCGAGCUGUUCCGAUGUCCGUCAGUUCGGAUGGAGCACGUUGGGGAUGCGGUGUCCGGCCGCUCGGACCGGCAGCCAGCAAUCCGGCCGCUGGAGCUGAAGACCUUCCUCCGCGUGGGGAACACGGCUCCGGAUCAGAAGGAGCCGACCCCGUUCAUCAUCGAGUGGAUCCCCGACAUCCUGCCCAGGUCGAAGGUCGGGGAGCUGCGGCUCCGCUUCGAGUACGGACACCUGCACAACGGACAUGUGGAAAACACGGAGCAGCAAGCGGGACCGGAGCAGGGGCUGGGGCUGUGCCCCUCUGACACCAACACACACUGAGACACUGCGAGCAUCCUCAUAGCAUCC